Messenger RNA from Cicer arietinum (chickpea), 1361 nucleotides. RefSeq lists its product as uncharacterized. Lineage: Eukaryota; Viridiplantae; Streptophyta; Magnoliopsida; Fabales; Fabaceae. Gene Ontology annotation, cellular component: nucleus. The record is from RefSeq and is a predicted model, not a curated record. Gene Ontology annotation, biological process: tRNA N1-guanine methylation. Gene Ontology annotation, molecular function: tRNA binding.
GAGUAUUAGAGAAAGAAACAUUUGGGAAGAGUUAGCGAGGAGAGGAGUUUAGGGUCUGAAACAAAUCUUGAAUCUUCAAACCCAACAAAACCAUGACGGCGGAAAUUGAGGCAAACGGCGACGCCGGAGUUCAACAACAAAAGACGGAAAUGGAAAAACCUACCGAAAGCAAUGAAAACCCCUCGGAACCAGUACUAUCGAAGAGAGCAAAGAAGAAGCUAGCGAAGCAACAGAAAUAUGAGGAAAAGAAGGCAGAGAAGAAAGCAGCAGCAAAGGAACAGAAGAAGAAGGAAGUCGAAAGAAAGCGGAAGGAGUGGGAAGAAAGCAUCGCAAGCAUUCCUGAGGAUGAAAAAAUGAAGCUAAUCGAAUCCCGAAUUAGCCUCCGUAAGGAGAGAAUGGAGAAGAGAACACAAGAGAAAAACGACAGAAAAGAGAGACUCAUGAAAGCUAAAGAACAAGGCCAAAACGUCGUCGUUGAUCUUGAGUUUUCUCACCUCAUGACUCCUAACGAAAUCCGCAGCCUCGUUCAACAGAUAAUGUAUUGCUAUGCGGUGAAUGGAAGAUGUGAAUGCCCUGCACAUCUUUGGCUAACUGGAUGCGAAGGAGAGAUGGAAAAUCAAUUGAACAAGAUUCCUGGAUUUGAUAAGUGGAUAAUUGAGAAGGAAAAUAAGUCUUAUAUUGAAGCAUUGGAAGACCGUAAAGAUGAUUUGGUGUAUCUAACGGCUGACUCGGAUACUGUUCUUGAAGAGCUUGAUUUGAACAAGAUAUAUAUAAUUGGUGGGUUAGUGGAUAGGAAUCGGUGGAAGGGGAUAACUAUGGAGAAAGCUCAAGAGCAAGGAAUUCAAACGGCUAAACUCCCUAUUGCAAAUUUCAUGAAGAUGUCUAGUUCUCAGGUUCUUACUGUGAAUCAAGUGGUAGAAAUACUACUGAAGUUCCUGGAGACAAGAGAUUGGAAAACUUCUUUCUUUGCAGUUAUUCCUCAGAGGAAAAGAUCUCAAGCCGGUUCAGAAGAAAAUGCAAAUAAUACUGUUGAGGAAGAGGAGGAGUGUGAACACAGAGAUGAUCUAGUGGCAAGUAAAAAGCAAUGUGUUGAAGAGGAAGACUGUGAACAAAAAGAUGAACUAAUUGCAAGUAAAAAGCAAUGUGUUGAGGAGACCCCUUCUAACUGUUAGAAUAGUCACUGCCAAACUUGUUUAUGACGUGUAGAGUGUAGAACUGGAAAGCCAACACAUGACAUAAGUUUCAAAUUAGAGCUGCAAGUGCAAUUUCAUACUCACACAGAAUUAGAACAAUAUAUGGAGUGAGUCCUUUUAAAGUUGUCUAUUCAUAAUCUUAGAUGAUUUUAGUCUCUGUUAGAGUAA